This is a messenger RNA of Hyaloscypha bicolor E, 800 nucleotides long. RefSeq lists its product as uncharacterized. Lineage: Eukaryota; Fungi; Ascomycota; Leotiomycetes; Helotiales; Hyaloscyphaceae. The record is from RefSeq and is a predicted model, not a curated record. The transcript has 3 exons. The coding region runs from base 144 to 626 and encodes 160 amino acids.
AUUGAUUGUUCGGAAGACAGGAGAGAGUGGCGAAGUUGACUUAGCCAAUCGGAUCUAUUACGUCGAUUCUUUUUUUCCUAGCCAGGAGAGCCCGAGUGAGCCUAAUUUCACGUCAACCCUGCUCCUCAUGUCUGGGAUCAAUUAUGGGGAUAAUCCAAGAUGCCCUGCUUGCUUCGCGGCUCGCUUCGGGCUUGAUUGCGAACUGUCAUCGACAGCCUCAUUCUCGCCCAAAGAUGGUGUUGAAGGUAUCAAUGCAUCUGUACCCAACGUCGAAAAUGAGGCUGCAACAGCAUCUACCAUCGAACCAAUUUCUUCUCUCCGGCCGCCACAGAGGGGGAAGCGUUAUGUUUAUGUUUGGCAUUGCUGCGCAUGUGACAAGGCUAAGAUUGGGAUCAUGGUCGAGCAUUGUCCUGACUGCGGAGCCCAAAGAUGCCCGUACUGUCGCACCGAAAAGGUCAGGGUGCAGUAAGGCACUGGACCUCCCGAGCCGUAAGCCAUGCGGAGACAACACUACAGUGCGAAUGACCUCCUCAACGGUCCUCGAAUGGUCUAUUCUUGUGAAGGCGGUGAAAGAGGUGGAUUAUAGCUCGUUGCCUUCCUGUUUGCCUUCGAGAGACGAAGGUUGAAGGUCAAUUUAAUGACUUACAUCUCGCCACCUGUUUUGCUCUCAGUUUGCCUUGAGUACAUCUACCUCCACUUAAAAAUCAAACGUUUUUCUUGCCUCUUGCCAGCUCGAUAUUGGGUUGGCGACAAUCAGAUCUUGGUACCAAAACGUACAACUGGAGUACUUGCCUGGUUUC